CCUAACAUCGCGAGAAGAGACAGGAGUUUCUCUGUUCGAGUUUCUAAACUUUGGACUCCUCAUCCCACGGUUGUUUACAGUCCUUACAUCGCGGUUAAUCUUCAUGGUAACGCGGUUUAGAGGCGUUUGUCCCGGUUUAGAGGUGAAAUGAAAGCUGUGAUUCUCGCCGCCGGGUACGGUACCAGGUUGCAGAGGGAUGUGGAGGCAGACUGCAGCGGGAAGGUCGCUCACCUGGCAGGUAGAGCCAAGCCGCUGCUGCAGGUGGGACGAUGCGCCUUGAUAUCCCACUGGGUCCACGCCCUGACCUCCUCUGGCUGCGUGGACUGCAUUUAUGUUAUAACCAACGCUCUCUACCACGCUGCAUUCACAGAAUGGGCUGCACAGUUCACAAAUGUAAAGAUUCUCAGUGAUCAGACACGAAGCAACGAUGAACGUCUUGGUGCAGUGGCGUGCCUGCAGCUUACAGUAAAACACUUCAACAUAGAAGACCAUGUUGUAGUUAUUGGGGGUGACACACUCUUCAAAGAAGAUUUCAGCCUCGGUGAAGUUCAGCAGAAGUUUGCUGACGUGCGAGUAAAGAGUGAGGACGGAUGUCUGCUUCUCUCGUACCAGUGCAAAGACGAAGAAACACGUAAAUAUGGAAUACUGGAAGUAGACGGUGAUCUUCGUGUCCUCUGCAUGAAGGAGAAACCUCUUCCUUCUGAGACGAAGUCAAGGAGGGCGUGCCCGUGUUUCUAUGUAUUUUCAAAGAACACCCUCCCCCUGCUGGAUAUGUUCCUUGAGCAAAAGAAGAACGCUCCCAUUGAAGAGAAAGACGCCCCAGGAAACUUUGUGUCUUGGCUCAUUCCAAGGAAACCCGUCUAUGUUCAUGAGAUUUCUGGACGUUUUGAUGUUGGAAAUUUAUCUUCCUACAUUGAAUGUGACCUUUACUUCAGAGAGAAACUUCAAGAUGUAACGUCUUACAUGGUGUAAGGAGGGAAAGGGAGUGAACACAAAUGUUUUAUUUAUUAGGCCAUGUCCAAAAAAAAAAUUACAGAAGACAAUCAAAAUAUCAGAUCUUGGGUAGAAUUAAAAAAGUGUCUUUUAAAUCUCAGCUGUGUGUAGUUUUAUAUGUAACAUUCUGUAUUAAAAUGAUUUUGAUAAUCUA
Mugil cephalus (flathead mullet) is the source of this 1147-nucleotide messenger RNA. RefSeq lists its product as uncharacterized. NCBI's taxonomy places the organism in Eukaryota, Metazoa, Chordata, Actinopteri, Mugiliformes, Mugilidae. The transcript has 8 exons. Bases 148 to 972 code for a protein of 274 amino acids. Gene Ontology annotation, biological process: biosynthetic process. The record is from RefSeq and is a predicted model, not a curated record.